AUGCACGUAUUUGGUGCAGUAUGUUAUGCCUACGUGCAAGGUUCUAAGAAGCUUCAACCUAGGAGUAAGGAGGGAAUUUUUGUAGGGUAUGACAUGUACAAGAAUAGCCCUGCAUAUUUGGUGUACUAUCCAGAAAGCAUGAAAGUUGAACGAGUGCGAUGUGUUAAAUUCUUUGAUUCAACUGAAUUUGAUAACGAGAACCGUCAAAUUGACGAAGAGGUUGACUCACUGCCCCGCAAUACUUCUUACGGUGAGCAACAAGCUGGAACUGAUGAGAAUAUUGAACCAGCUAUUCCACCAGUAGAGGGUGAAGUAAGGUACCCUACCAGGCCUCAUAAUAAACCCGCUUACCUAAGUGAAUAUGUUGUAGAAAGUAUCACUGAUAGUAGCGCUAAUGUUGCAAUAGAUUAUUGCUAUAGGAUGAAUGACAUCCCAGCUUGUUAUUCACAAGCAGUAAAUUCAACAGAUUCAGCUAGGUGGAAAAAGGCAAUGGAUGAAGAAUUUGACUCUCCGGUAAGUAAUGAAACAUUUACACUUACCAUGGUUCGACCCAACCGCGAGAUAGUAGGUGGAAAAUGGGUGUACAUGAUUAAAUCAGGUCCUAACGCCGAGGAGAUAUAUAAGGCUAGGUAG
Messenger RNA from Paramuricea clavata, 633 nucleotides. The record is from the annotation of a GenBank genome assembly. Lineage: Eukaryota; Metazoa; Cnidaria; Anthozoa; Malacalcyonacea; Plexauridae.